Molecule: messenger RNA, 1773 nt
Organism: Rubroshorea leprosula
Lineage: Eukaryota; Viridiplantae; Streptophyta; Magnoliopsida; Malvales; Dipterocarpaceae
Source: the annotation of a GenBank genome assembly
AGACUCUCUAAAAAGCCCAAAUCGAAUUCUUACGGGGCUCUGGAUAUGAUCGUUGUAACCCCAAUCCGGCCCGACCCGUUCCACUCGUUCUUCUACACAAAACCCUAAUCUUUUUCCAUAAACCCUGAAACCCGUUGUUUUCUCCUCUCUGGAAAACGCAACAAAACCCUUUGUACGCUUCUAUUCUCCUAGUCGCCGCCAUGGAGAUAAGUGAAGCAGCAGCGUGCACGCCGUCCAAAGUGAGCCCGAAAACAGUAGAGAAAGCACUGGGUGCUCUCCUUAAAUGGAGAGAUUCCAGAAGCAAGGAGCAGAAGCCCCAACUUCUGGAGCAAGAUGAGUUCGUCUACCUCAUACUCACCCUCAAGAAAAUCCCUCAAAACUCCCGCGUAAAUGCGCACAAAAUUCCCCUCCCUCACCCUCUAAUCAACCCAACCCAGGAUUUCUCGGAGCUCUGCUUGAUCAUUGAUGAUCGGUCCAAGUCCGGCCUCACCAAAGAUGAUGCUGCGAAGAAAAUCAAGGCUGAGAAUAUACCCAUCAGCAAGGUGCUCAAGCUGUCUAAGCUCAAGACCGAUUAUCGCCCUUUUGAGGCCAAGAGAAAGCUCUGUGAUUCGUAUGAUAUGUUUUUUGCGGAUAGGAGGAUCAUCCCUCUUCUCCCUAAGUUAUUGGGCAAGCACUUUUUUAAGAAGAAAAAGAUUCCAGUGCCAUUGGACUUGAAACACAAGAAUUGGAAAGAGCAGAUUGAUAAUGUUUGCAGGUCAGCCCUUCUUUACUUCAGUACUGGAACUUGCAGUGUGGUGAAGGUUGGGAGACUGUCCAUGGAAAGCAAUGAAAUUUUGGCCAAUGUGAUGGCUGCUAUUAAUGGGAUUGCUGAAGUUGUGCCAAGAAAGUGGGCAAACGUCAGGUCUAUUCACUUGAAAUUGCUUGAGAGCUUGGCACUGCCAGUCUAUCAGGCAGUGCCAGAUUUGAGAUUAAAGAUUGAAGCCUAUAAGAAAAAUGGUGAAGUGGUUGAUGGAGCGGCUGCUAAGGAUGAUGAGGAUAAGGAUAAGGAUAAUACUGCGGUUCACGAGAAGAAUAAGAAGAAGGGGAGAAUCCAUGAGGUUAGGUAUAUGGAUAGCAAUAUUAGUGAGACACUGGAUGAGGAUGAAAUUGGAAGUGAUUUUGAAGGGGAUGUCAGAGAAGGUGGGGAUUUUGAAGGGGACAUCAGCGAAGGUGAAGAUAGUGAGGAUGAUGUUAGGAAUGCUGACUUUGGAGAUAAGAAGAGGAAGAAGGAAGGUCAAAUGAAAAUUGAAAAAGUGGCCAGGAAGGUAGCUAAGGUCAAGAGAGGUGAUGGUGGUAUCAAGCAAAAAGGAGAAAAGGAUGAACAGGGUGCCAGGCAAAUGAAAGGAAAAGACAAGCCUGGAGGGGAGGAGGAGAAGAAAGAGAAGAAAAAGAGUGCAACUAAAUUGUUAAAGAGUGGUGAAAUGAAGUUGAAGGAUAAGAAAAAGAAGAGAAUUGCACUGGCAAAAUGAUUUAACUGAGUAAUGUACCGAGUUUUGUGGAGCAAUUACACUGCUUGAUGGAAACGGAGGCCAGGCCCCGUUAUUUAUUUCUGUCCUUUGGCUGUCAAAUUUUGGUCUGCCUUUUGUUCUGGUACUUUCAUUUUAAUCCUUAUGUUAUGUAAUGAAUAUUGAAAAAUGUUUCCUUAGCAAGUCAAUUGAUUAUGAAACUUGAUCUAGAGAAGCAUUAUGAUAGUUGUUUGUGAUGUAGUAUUUUCAAUAUAUUAGAGUUUUAAGG